Fraxinus pennsylvanica is the source of this 1386-nucleotide messenger RNA. The record is from the annotation of a GenBank genome assembly. Lineage: Eukaryota; Viridiplantae; Streptophyta; Magnoliopsida; Lamiales; Oleaceae.
AUGAAAGCAGUAGCCGAGGACGAGGAACUAGACUCCUUAUACUCGUUAUCAUCCCUGGAGCAGCUUUCAGUCUCUGCCAAUGAUUUCUCUGGCCAGCUAAGUGAUAAACUCAGGAAUUCAACUCAACUGGAGCAGUUUACUUCACAUUCUAAUUCGUUCUCUGGAGCACUUCCUUCAACUCUGGCACUCUGCACUAAAUUACAAGUGCUUGAUUUGCAGAACAAUACUUUUUCUGGUGCAAUUGAUCUUGAUUUUACUGGAUUGCCUAAUCUCUAUAAUCUUGAUCUUGCAAGUAAUCGUUUUUCUAGUCCCUUGCCCGAAUCAUUAUCUAGUUGCCAGAAAUUAAGGAUCUUGAGUCUUGCCAAGAACAAUUUAACUGUCCAGAUCCCUAAAGGCUAUGCAAAUCUCACAUCUCUCACAUUUCUCUCAUUUUCGAACAACAGCCUCGUCAAUUUAUCUGGAGGCAGUAUCCCUUCACAGAUUGGUCAGAUGGAGAAUUUGUACUACUUGGAUUUUUCAAAUAAUUCACUAACAGGAGAAAUCCGGAAAGGUUUGACGGAGCUUAAGAGCCUUAUGUCUGCCAAUAGCUGUUCAUCCACUCUCAAUAUUACCACUGGCAUCCCACUUUUCGUUAAAAGAAAUCAGAGUGCGAGUGGUUUGCAGUACAAUCAAGCUUCAAGUUUCCCUCCAUCAAUAUUACUGAGCAAUAAUAAACUAAACGGCUCAAUUUGGCCUGAAAUUGGACGUCUGAGACAGCUCCAUGUCUUGGACUUGAGCAGGAAUAACAUAACUGGAACCAUCCCCAACUCCGUUUCCAACAUUACAAACCUGGAGACUUUGGAUUUGUCAUACAAUGAUCUUCAUGGAUCAAUUCCUUCAUCGUUUAAUCAGCUUACUUUCCUCUCAAAGUUUAGUGUUGCUAAUAAUCAUCUCGAGGGGGCAAUUCCAACAGGGGGCCAAUUUCUUAGCUUUCCCAGCUCAAGCUUUGACGGUAACCCUGGACUUUGUGGAAAAAUGAUUUCUCCUUGCAUUACCAAUAAUAUGGGGUUCCGAGCAUCGAGUCCACCUACUGCAUAUAAGAAAUUUGAUUGGAGCAGCAUACUUGGAAUAACAAUCAGCAUUGGCAUUGGAAUUGCUCUACUCCUGGCCAUUCUUCUGCUUAGGAUCUCGAGAAGAGAUGCUGGAGUACCAAUUGAAGAUUUGGACGAGGAAAUCAGCAGGCCACCGAGAUUAUUUGAUGCAUUUGGACCUCCAACGCUGUUAAUCUUUAAGAAUGAAGAGUGCACGGAUCUUACAAUCUUGGACUUACUAAAGUCAACAAACAAUUUCAACCAAUCAAACAUUAUUGACUGUGGAGGAUUUGGUCUGGUUUAUAAGGCGGACUGA